Schistosoma margrebowiei is the source of this 261-nucleotide messenger RNA. NCBI's taxonomy places the organism in Eukaryota, Metazoa, Platyhelminthes, Trematoda, Strigeidida, Schistosomatidae. The record is from the annotation of a GenBank genome assembly.
UUCCGAGAAUCAAUAAAGUUCAAAUUCAGUUGAGGUCAAAUCUGUAUUCACAUGUGAAGUGGGAAAGAGAAAGAACAGCCUGUGAACCAACUGAUUCCAUCAUUAUAUUCAGAGGAUUUUCGAACCAAACACUAAAGAUGUAUACCAUCACGAGCAACCAAAUUGAGUACUAUUCGGAUGAAUUCAAAACAGAAGAAGGAAUGGAAGAAGUGUUCAUUGUGUUCAACAAACAUGGAAACCGUUUCUCUCUACCGACGAUGG